Messenger RNA from Pteropus alecto (black flying fox), 2209 nucleotides. It is a transcript of the gene WDR5B, whose product is annotated as WD repeat domain 5B. Bases 209 to 1192 code for a protein of 327 amino acids. The record is from RefSeq and is a predicted model, not a curated record. The transcript is spliced from 2 exons. NCBI's taxonomy places the organism in Eukaryota, Metazoa, Chordata, Mammalia, Chiroptera, Pteropodidae. Gene Ontology annotation, molecular function: histone binding. Gene Ontology annotation, cellular component: Set1C/COMPASS complex.
GACUUGUUUGUAUCUGCAGAAUGUGGCGGGCCGGCCCGGGCCUCAGCGGCGCCUACGCAGGUUUUCUUUUAGCUUCUGAAAUCUAUUUAAUUCAGUGAUUCAUUCAUGCUCAAGCACCUACCGUGUGUUUGACUGAAAGCCAAAAUACACGGGUUGCCUGGUCCAGGACCGACGCCUAGCCAACCUCCUAACUUGGAGCUUCAGAGCCAUGGCAGCAAAGGAGACAACCAAAGCAGAGUCGGCCCACUCAUCAGCCAAUGGAAGCAAGCAAGCAUCUGAAAACCCAAACUAUACUCUCAAAUUUACUCUGGUGGGACAUACGGAAGCAGUGUCAUCAGUUAAGUUUAGUCCUAAUGGAGAAUGGCUAGCAAGUUCUUCUGCUGAUAAAGUAAUUAUAAUUUGGGGAGCCUAUGAUGGAAAAUAUGAGAAAACACUUUAUGGUCACAAUUUGGAAAUAUCGGAUGUUGACUGGUCAUCAGAUUCCAGUCGUCUUGUUUCUGCCUCAGAUGAUAAAACUCUAAAGAUUUGGGAUGUGAGGUCUGGAAAAUGUCUGAAAACGCUGAAAGGGCACAGUAAUUAUGUUUUCUGCUGUAAUUUCAAUCCACUAUCUAACCUUAUAAUUUCAGGCUCUUUUGAUGAGAGUGUGAAAAUAUGGGAGGUGAAAACGGGAAAGUGCCUCAAGACUCUAUCUGCUCAUUCUGAUCCAGUUUCUGCUGUUCAUUUUAAUUGUAGUGGGUCCUUGAUAGUAUCAGGUAGCUAUGAUGGUGUCUGUAGAAUCUGGGAUGCUGCAUCAGGUCAGUGUUUAAAAGCACUUGUUGAUGAUGAUAACCCUCCUGUAUCUUUUGUAAAAUUUUCUCCAAAUGGUAAAUAUAUUCUGAUGGCGACUUUGGACAAUACUCUUAAAUUAUGGGAUUAUAGCAGAGGCAGAUGCCUGAAGACAUACACUGGCCAUAAGAAUGAGAAAUACUGCAUAUUUGCCAAUUUUUCGGUUACUGGUGGAAAGUGGAUUGUGUCUGGUUCAGAGGAUAACCUGAUUUACAUUUGGAACCUUCAGACAAAAGAGAUUGUACAGAAAUUACAAGGGCAUACAGAUGUUGUAAUCUCAGCAGCUUGUCAUCCUACAGAAAACAUCAUUGCAUCAGCAGCAUUAGAAAAUGACAAAACAAUUAAACUGUGGAUGAGUGACUACUGAACCCUUUAGAGUCGAGCCAAGUUGGCAAAAAAAGAUAUUUAAAAAGAUGGUUUCUCUUAAUUUUGGUAUAGUUUUGUAUUUUUAAAUAUUUUCUUGGAUUAUACGAUUUUAAGACCUAUAACCUGAAUUUACAAAAAGCAAGACAGUUGGAAAAGCAAGUCUAGAACCUAGGGCUUCUGACUUUUCAUCCCAAGGUCUGUUAUUAAUCUCUUGUGUCUGUCCCUGAACAGAUUUCCAUUCUAUUCCUCUCGGCUAUUCUAGAGGAUGAGUGUAUUUGAGAAAUAAUUAGAAGUAAGAUUCACAAGACAGGAGGAUGACUGACUAAAUGAGGGGAACAAAGAAGUUUGGAAUAACUCCAAGGUUUUUGGUUUGGGAGAUUAUAUGAAUAAGAGCAUAAGCUUGGGAUGGUGGUGGAUUGGAAAUGUUAUGUCAGAUGCCACUCAAACACUUUAUGUGACAGCCUACAUGAUGAGACAUGACAUGGUCCAUGAAAUCAAGUCUGUAAACUGGAAAACAAAAGUCAUGGUUAGGUUUGUUCUAGAGACUAAACAUUAUAAAUGACAUUUUACUGAAGGACCUCUCAGUGUCUUGCCAGAUUGUGCCUGUAUGAUUUUCAAGCAAGCUAAAUGUCUGAAUGGUGAGGCUUUCCUCUUUCAUUAUGUGUCUGACCUAGAAACUACCCAUGCUUCAAAUUCAGUUGAGAAAUCAUUUCGUGGAGUCAUCACUGCUUGCCUGACUCUAACCAUAGCUGACAGCUGAGUUAGGUUUUCUUGUUUUUUUCUAUAGCUUCUGUUUUAUAAAGUUUCAAAAUAUGUUAUUUACCAGUUUGUAUUGUAAUGGUUUUAUGGGCCAUGUUUCCAGUAAAUUAUGAGCUCCAUGGAGUCAAAAGUAUGUUUUAUUCAUCUUUGUAUUUCCAGUUUUUGUAUGUAGAAGGGGCUUAAUGUUUGAGGAAUGACAAUGAAUUAUACUACCACUUCAUUCAUUCCUUGUCUGCUUUCAAUAAAUUUUUAGAACCAA